GUCGCUGGAGUGCCGCCGGCGUUGUAUGCGCUGUAUGUUUUCGUGUUUCAAAGAACCAUUUUCAGUUCUAGUCAUAGUGUAGUGUCGUCGUAAUAUCGUUGGAUAAAACAUAUCUUCAUUUAACGCCAGUAUGUGUUUCUCUACUGUGUUUCGACGUAAGAUGGACUGAAUCUGGACAUGUUCAUGCUUAUUUGGAUGGCGAUCAAACCAAAAUAACCGCAGAUUUAAAACCAAUGGCUUACAAAUUCCCAAGUCAACUUUUCCCGUCUCAUUUCAACGCCGGACCACCUAGAGGGGUUUUGAAGCACAACGUCGGGAAAUGCGGUUCGUACGAGCGCAUUUUGGGGGUGAACGCAGCGUCUAACCAGAGCUCCAGCAGUCUUGGUGACUGGACAUUUACAUCCAGACAUCAAGUUAAAGGAGGAACAUGGCUCCCGAGUGAACCUGUAGUAAACCCCCUUCUGUAUCCUGGAGCAGAUUAUCGUUGGUCCAUAGCUCACCCAGAUCCAGUGGACUGCACGGAGCACAUGGCAAAUUUCUACCAAGACAACUACAAAGAUGCGUUCUACUCAAUGAGCAGUAUUUUGGAGGACCACAUUGAAAUUGAAAGGAGAAGAGGAAAGAAAACUAUGAAGGACUCGGUUUACAUGCGGGGGGUUAAAAGCUUCAUGACCAACCUCGAAUAUAAAAAAGGUGGAUAUUCACAUGUCAGCACUGUUGUAACCGACUAUGAAAGGCUGUUGGCUGAUGUCAUCCAUGACAUCCCUCCUGAGCUGUUGGCUGAUCUGCUCCAUGAGGAACUGACAGAACAGAGGGACAAGAAGCAGUUCUCUGAGCGCUUCACAGGGGGCACCCUAGCCUUUGUCCCAUUCACAGAAGCCAGCUCCAGUGCCGCACAACAUGGCUGCCUCAUCUGCCCGGGGAACCAAGGCCUUGACUGCCUCAAUUUCCAAAAGAUUGUGCUGCGGUCACAGGACUCGAUGGCCCCCUGUCUGGAGCUACAUCACAAACCCUUUCAUUUCAAGCUAAAGAGUCCAGCCAGACAAAUCAGCUCUGUCUCACUCCUCAAUGAAAGUUGUGUUGCAGUGCGCUCAGAUUACCUAUGUGGGGUUUGGAGACUGGGCAUGUGUUUGGAGCCACAUCUCCUUGAGGUCAUUCACACCAAACAGUCCACCACCUGCAUCAGUGCCAGCCCCCAUGUGCUUGGUGAGGUGCUGGUGGCCAGUGAGAGUGGAGCAGUACACCUCUGGACAGUCGGAAAGGGAGUGCAGAAGUGGCGUAAGGAUGACAGCAACCUGUACUUCAACGCCAGAUCUCAGUGGCGAUGGUGUGAGUUCUCGGCCCACCCCAGAGUGAUAGUGUACGCAGACAGAACCGGCGCUGAGCUCACAGACAUCAGGGCUGGUUCGAGUCACACUCUGUUUCGGAUCGGUCAGAGCCCCGAGUGUAGGAGCGGGGAAAGGGUCAUACUGACUAAAUACCUGGGAGACGUCCACUCCUUCCACCACCUUAUAACCACACAGAACUCUGCUUAUAUCAUGGAUGAGCGAUUCCCCUGCAUGCCCAUGUUGAAGUGGGAUCACAUGAUGCAGUGCCCGCCCAUGUUUUGUCAGGUUCUUCGCAGUUCCGCCUCUUCCUGUUCUGUGAUGGGUGUGGCCGAUGCCACCACGAUUCUGCUUGGCUCUCAGACAUCUCAGGAAAUCUUCCUUUUUCAGUAUUCAGGUGGUAGAUCUGAGGCAUGUGUCAGCCUCGGUCCUCCUCAGGCAUUGCUGAGACCCAGGGACAGUUUGAACCACCUUCCUGUCCAGAUCCCACACCGCCGGGACACUGCGAACAGCAGACUGUCCCUACCUGCAGCAGGUCUCACCUGCAUCCAGAAAGGAGAGGGCGGAAGCUCUGAGGAAUGUGUCUGCAUUCUCCAGCUGACAGAAGCAGGAGACAUUUUUUAUCAGAUCCUAACACGUCUAUGGCCAGAGGCCAAAACAACUCGGUCACAAACUAAACAAGAACAUCUCUUAUCACAAGUAAUCGUAUCAGAAACUCAGCUGUGCGAAACGAACACUCUUAUUGAUGAGGAAAUAAUAGGACCAACUCAGGAUCUAAAGGUUCAUGAAUAUGUGGCUGAAACACCAGAGAGAGAGCAGCCAUCACACAAUGUUAGCAGAACUGACAGCUGGAGGAGAAGGACUAUGUCUGAGAUCUCUGCUUCCUCCUCAGAGGAUUUGGAGUCAAAAGGGAGACACCACGACCUGGCAAGUUGGGGACUUGAGAUGGUUGUCAAUGAUGAGUCAGAUCCAGAACAGAGGGGUUUGGUAGCCACAGAAGUCAAAAAUGUCGGUGUGAUAAAUAAUAAAGAAAAAAACUCUGGUAAAGCUGGUUUUACUCUCUGGGGGAGGAAGGAAAAUGUCAGUUUUGCUUAUGGUUUGGUACCCAAUGUUCCCACCAAUAAACCGAGGGCCGUCAAGCUCAGUGAUGAAGCCCUGCUCACAUGGAGACGUUGGCUACUGAAACUAGUGAAGAACAAGUACAAGAACAUGGACCUACAAAAAACCACCUUCAAUACAAAAGCUCUCCUUAUCCAGCCCAGCAAAAGGAAUAUUGACCCAUGUGAUGGAGACCCUCUGCAGAGCCUGAGACAAGACCUGAGAGGGUGCAUGAUGAAGGGCUCAUUGCUUGUUCACAGCGCCACCUAUCCUCAGCCCUUGGAACAAUUACCGAUACCAAACCCAGUGGACACCACAAGAUGGUGUGAUGACCUCAGCCAGGUCCUCACUCUCUCCUGGCAGGGAGAAGAACUGUGGAAGAAUUGGUGGGUUGAGAAGUUGGGGUUGAACAGAGAUGAGAAAAUGGAUGCACUCAGGAGAAAGAGGAGGAGGCAGAAGGAGGCAAAGAGGGCCCACCAGCACCUGGGACUUUCUGGGAGCUUUACUUCAUCCAUUAGCUACCAAUCAGAUUUUGAUGAUCACUUUAGUUUGUUGGGUUCGUUCCCAUCAACCAGCCAGGAGGUAUGGUCAGAGGGGGAUGAAUUCAUGUCCCAGUCAGAAUCUUGGUCAGCACCUGAAACACACAGAAAGACAUCAAGAGCCAUCUCACUGAAUCCUACACUGACUGAUAGACCUCAAAAACUGCAACAGCCACGGGGUGAGCAACAAAGGUCCACUCUUAGUGGUCCGCCCUCCCUCUCAUCCUCCCGGCUUGAUGUGAACUUAUCGGCCAUUUUACCCAGACAGAGGCCUCAGGACUGCCUCGACUCUCUGUUUGGCUCCCAGGAGUCCUCACAACUUCACUAUACAACAGACGCAGACCCCGUCGUCAUCUCUCACCCUAUCUCAUCCUCAUACCCCACUGCCGCCUCCAUUGGUGUCCCCAAGAGGACCAUGAUGGUGGAUCUGUCUCAGCCUCGGAGUGACUUGUCCAGGGCGAGUCUCUCUCAAUCGGUCUCCCUCUCCCAGUCCUCACAGGGUAAACCCAAGAGUAAGAAGUCUCGGAUGGGAUUCUGAAAGCGCCCCCCGUUUUUUUGUUGUCCCCCCCCCCCCAAUAAAAAGUCAA
Molecule: messenger RNA, 3549 nt
Organism: Lampris incognitus (smalleye Pacific opah)
Lineage: Eukaryota; Metazoa; Chordata; Actinopteri; Lampriformes; Lampridae
Gene: taf1c
Product: TATA-box binding protein associated factor, RNA polymerase I subunit C
Exons: 15
Coding region: 234-3500 (1088 amino acids)
Biological process (GO): transcription by RNA polymerase I
Cellular component (GO): fibrillar center
Molecular function (GO): RNA polymerase I core promoter sequence-specific DNA binding
Source: RefSeq, a predicted model, not a curated record